Molecule: messenger RNA, 3807 nt
Organism: Chionomys nivalis (European snow vole)
Lineage: Eukaryota; Metazoa; Chordata; Mammalia; Rodentia; Cricetidae
Gene: Lamp2
Product: lysosomal associated membrane protein 2
Exons: 9
Coding region: 135-1379 (414 amino acids)
Biological process (GO): protein targeting to lysosome involved in chaperone-mediated autophagy; cellular response to starvation; autophagosome maturation
Cellular component (GO): autophagosome membrane
Source: RefSeq, a predicted model, not a curated record
UGACUGGAGCCCAAGCGGCGAUUCUUGGCUUUCGCGGUGCUGUGGUCGGUGGUCACCUGUGCUUUCAUUUUUCCCGGGUCUGCGAGGGUGUUCGUUGCCAUCGCCUGUCAGGUCGUCGCCUGCCCCGCGGGAUCAUGAUGCGCUUCCGCCUCUCUCCGGUUUCGGGCUCGGAGCUCAUCCUGUUCUGUCUGCUCCUGGGAGCUGUUCAAUCCUCUGCAUUGGAACUUAAUUUGACAAAUUCAAACGGUACUUGCCUUUUUGCAAAAUGGGAGAUGAAUUUCACAAUAUUUUAUGAAACUACAAACAAAACUUUUAAAAAUGUAACCAGUUCAGAACUUCCCAGAGUGACAUAUAAUGGAAGCAGCUGCGGGGAUGACCAGAAUAGUGCCAAAAUAGUGCUACAGUUUGGAUCCGCUGUCUCUUGGAAUGUGAAUUUUACCAAGGAAGCGUCUGAUUAUUUUAUCGACAGCAUCUUGCUUUCCUACAACACUAGUGAUGACACAACAUUUCCUGGUGCUGUAGAUAAAGGAAGUGUUGCUGUUGAAAGUUCUCAGAGAUUCAAAAUUCCAUUGAAUGACAUCUUUCGGUGCAAUAGUUUAUUAACUCUCAACAUGAGUUCUGUGGUCCAGCACUACUGGGACAUUCAUGUACAAGCUUUUGUUCAAAAUGGCACAGUGAGUAAAAAUGAAUACGUGUGUGAGGAAGACAGAUCUGGCACCACUGUAGUGCCCGUCAUUCACACUACUGUGCCAUCUCCUACUGCGACACCCACUCCAACUCCAACACCCACUCCAACUCCCAAGGUUGGAAACUAUUCCGUUACUGAUGGCAAUGCUACCUGUCUGCUGGCUACCAUGGGGCUUCAGCUGAACAUCACUGAGGAGAAGGUGCCUUUCAUUUUUAACAUCAACCCCACUACAACUAACUACACUGGCAGCUGUCAUCCUCAAACUGCUCAACUCAGACUGAACAACAGCCAAAUUAAGUAUCUUGACUUUAUCUUCGCUGUGAAGAGUGAAAACCGAUUCUAUCUGAAGGAAGUGAACGUCAGCAUGCUUUUGGCUAAUGGCUCAGUUUUCAGUGUCGCAAAUAACAACCUUAGCUUCUGGGAUGCCCCUCUGGGAAGUUCUUACAUGUGCAACAAAGAGCAGGUGAUGUCCGUGUCUAGAACAUUUCAGAUAAACACCUUUAACCUAAAGGUCCAGCCUUUUAAUGUGACAAAAGGAAAGUAUUCCACAGCCCAGGAGUGUUCGCUGGAUGAUGACACCAUUCUAAUACCAGUUAUAGUUGGUGCUGGUCUUUCAGGCUUGAUUAUUGUUAUAGUGAUUGCUUACCUAAUUGGCAGAAGAAAGAGUUAUGCUGGAUAUCAGACUCUGUAACACUAAUCCACAUGUGAUCUCUGUUACAAAAUAAUAAAGCAAGUACAAGUUGCCGUAUGCAAUACUAUUGAAGGUACAUUUACUUACAGUCCUGCUCUUAGAUUGGGUGAUAUGGUAGAUUUCAAAUUUAAACAAAAGAAUCCCAAAUACUAUCAACUACCAAGGAGUCGUGUGAUUUUGUUUUCCCUGACCAAGGAGUUUAAAACUUCUGUAGCAAAAGACAUGUGCAGAAUUACCUGGACUGCAGGUUCUGUCUCACUAGCUGCAAUUUGUGCCGCAGCUUUUGACUUAAAUUUUGACACGAAUGGACAGUGUAGGAAAGAGAGCAGAGAUUUCUCUGCCUGCAUGAGGUUGAUUUUGGACAACAUUAUCUCCAGAAUUUGUACUUGCUCCUUUUGCAUCGUUUGUGACUUUUGUUUGCAGGUUGACUUAGCUACUUUGGCAUUGCUCCAUAUUUGACCUAUGAAAGAGAUAUCAGUAGAUUUGAGCAGAGCCCAGCAGUAUCACGCUCUUGCCAGUACAAUUCUUUUCUCAUGCUUUUUGAAUACAUUUGUAUUUAAUGUGGCUGAAAAGACAAAAACACAAAAGCUUUUUAAAUUUUAGAAUAGAUGUUAAUCUUUUUAUUUAAUCUUUUUUUUAAAAAAAAACUGGAUAUUUCAAUCUUUUAAAUUGCAAGACACAAGGCAAUUCCAACUGGGCAUUUCAAUCUGUUUUUAGGUGCUUUAGAGAUAAUUGCUAGGCAGUGCCAAAUGAAGGCAUUAGUACUUUGUACCCAGAAAUUGGCCUCUACAUUCAGCACUAAGAUGAAUGCAGAUUUCUCUUGAACCUUCCAGUCUUCCUUGUUGGUGGUAAUGUGCUUUGUUCUUUCCUUUUUUCUCCAAGAAGAAAUGUCAAUAUGUCUUAGAACCUAGAUAACGAAGUGCACUUACACUCAUAAAAUAGCUUGCACCUAAUCCGAAAAGUCAUGGUCUUGCCUUAGUCCAUUAACAACACAUUCUUCAUUUCCAGUUCACAUUGACUGCUACAGCAUUUACUAAUUUGGCUUCAUUUUUAAAUGGUUCUGUGGUAAUCAAAACUUACACUGUUAUUGUCCAUUGUGGUGCUUUUGUAUUCAGCUUUGUACUCAGAGAUGGCACCAGUUGUUCAUUUGCUGUGUAUCACCUAAUGCUUACAUGAGGGAGCAAAUUAUUUCAACCGGAUAGUUAAUACAUCAUGUAUUCCUUGCAGCUUCUAGGAGAUCUUUCAUACAUAUAUGCAUGCAUGCAUACAUACAUAUUGGUAUGACCCAGCAAACACUUCUUAAAAUAUUGACCUGUAGCCAUUUAGAGAAGGUUCUUAUUCACCCAAAAAUGAACUAUCUGGAUUUCAAAAUGCUUAUGUUGAAUAUGUAGUACAUUUGCAUACAUAUAAAGGCAAUUGCAUGUUAGCAUGUGUAUGUCUGUAACUGUCUUUUGAGUUCUAUAGGAGUGACAGAUGUGUCACUUUAACUUACUGUCCACUUAGCCUGAAAAUCUUACAGAAUCAUAUUCCUGACUAACUGUCUCCUAGAGCAACAGGGAACUGCAUGACCAGUUUAAAACACUUGCUAGAAAUGAAACAAAUCUGAUUUUUAAACUAUUUUCCAUUUAAACUGUUUUAGCAUAAGCUUGAUAAUCUUUUUUUUUUUUUUUAAUUUUUUUUUUAUUUUUUAAUUAAAAUUUCCACCUGCUCCCCGUUUCCCAUUUCCCUCCCCUCCUCCCAAAUAUUGCCCCCUCCCCCCACUUCCCUCCCCCUAUCCCUACUCCUCUUCUCCUCCCCCCACACCAUUCCCCCUCCCUCUCGAUACUGAAGAGCAGUCCAAAUUCUCUGCCCUGCGGGAAGACGAAGGUCUUCUAUCUACUUCCAGGAAGGUGAAAAAGAAAGGAUUAUGCUUUUAAGAACAUAGGUAUUAGAGACAUUUGUCAUGAAUCAACAAAACAGUUUUUUUUAAAGACUAAUUGGCACAAGUGGGUGGCACUGGCUUAAUGCUGUUAAUGUUUCUAAAAGUUUUUACAUUUAGAUUAUAUAUCGGAUUCACAUUAAAAUACCUCCAAAGCACUGUUUUAUAGAAAGAUCUGACUUCAAUGAAUAUUUUUGUAUUUUACAUGGGCCAGUUUAUGUACUGCUAUUUACACUAUUAUUUCUUAGAGACACAUAAUCUUUGUAUCUUUUGUAUUUUUGUUUUGUUUUGUUUUUCUGGUUUUGCGCCUUGAUGGUAAUACUCUAUUUGGUUUGGGAUGUUUUUCCAUUCUUUAGCAUUUGUAUAAACAACUGGUCCAUGUAAGUACUUUUCAUGUUUUUUCUUCAAAUGUUUAAAGUGCUAGUUGAUGUACAAUAUCUCUUCUCAGAUAUUUGCCUGUCUGUUUGCCCAACAUUGCUUCUAAAUCAAUAAAGAUACUUUUAUUUCUUA